CUAGGUGGUUGCAGUGUUUCGCUGUCUGUAGAUUGAGCGAUUUUUAAAACUUACUUAUAAUUAAGAAACUAGGAAGAAUAUUUGGACAAAACUAAUUUUAACUAUUUCUUUGGGUUCUAAACUUUCAUUCGAGCCCUCAAACGUUAAAAAAGCCUGUUUACGAGCUGAAAAAUGUCGAUUUUUUAAUUUUGCCAUCUUUGCCAACAAUAAUAAAUAUAUUUUAUCUUAUUUAACAAAAUGCCGAUGACAAUGAAAUGCUGUAAAAAAAUUAUCACGAGAAGAAACUAUUUCUAUUGUUACAUGUAGUUCUUGAAACAGUAUAACUUUAUCUUGAGAAGAUAUUUCAUUCAACUAUAAGUAUGGCAGACAUUUAGGUGGUUCCAGUUAGCUGGACCAUCCUGUUUAAACUUUCGUUUCAAAUAUUAUUAAAAAAAGUCAUAAUUUCUGUUUCUCCAUAUAAGGGAUAAGGAAUGUGUAAAAAAAGUUGAUCAUUGUUUUAGAAUUUUGUAUACGAAUCAAAUAAUUUUUUUUCUUGUAAAAAAUAAAAUGGCAUCCACGUUUAUGGUUGUAACUCGACAAAUUUCAACAUCAGCGUCAUGUCGUGGUAAACGAAAUUUUCGUAUGAUACAGCUAUUCAAUAAGCGAGGUAAUCGUCUAUAUAAAGAAGCACGAGCCAAGGAUCCAAACUGCGAUAUUCCUAUUGAUAGGAGAGGUGUAAAGAUAACGGGGAAAUGGGUAAACAAUCAUUGGGUUAACGUACCAGAAAUGAUACCGGAGCUUAUUGUUCCUUCCCUGGAAAAUUUUCAUUUAAAGCCAUAUGUCUCUUAUAGAGUUACAGAUGUUAGAAAACGUGAAUAUACUGCUAAAGAUUUAUUUAAUUUAGUGUAUGCUGAUAAAAUUAAGAAAGAUUUUAAAGAGGGUCAAUUAAGCCCAGAUGGUGAAUCAUUAAAUCCCAGUGAAUAUGAAGCAUUGACACCUGAAGAAGCUAGGAUUCGGGCUGAAAUGACUGGUACAGAUAUUUUCCAAAUGGAUGUAGAACGUCCAAAAAAGUCUUAAACAUUAUAACAAAUGUAAAUUAAGCAAAUUAGAAUAAACAUAAAUAAAAGAACUGUAGUUUUAUA
This is a messenger RNA of Bombus pascuorum, 1121 nucleotides long. It is a transcript of the gene mRpL41, whose product is annotated as large ribosomal subunit protein mL41. Gene Ontology annotation, cellular component: mitochondrial large ribosomal subunit. Gene Ontology annotation, biological process: translation. Gene Ontology annotation, molecular function: structural constituent of ribosome. Lineage: Eukaryota; Metazoa; Arthropoda; Insecta; Hymenoptera; Apidae. The coding region runs from base 547 to 1056 and encodes 169 amino acids. The record is from RefSeq and is a predicted model, not a curated record. The transcript is spliced from 3 exons.